AGCUGUUUUGUUCUGGGGUGACAUUUUGUGAUCUUCACUUGAAUUUUAAACUGGAUUUAAUGUUUUUAUGAAGAAGAUUUUAAACAGUAGCUGUAGCUAAAAUUUUGUUGUGCUUUUUUUUUUUUUUUCAUCUGUGUGUUCUUUCUAUGGGGUCACAGUUGCAGUUGCAGUGCGGUCACCCUGUGACCAAAUUGUUUUAAAACUUUAAUUUUGACUAAAGGUGGAUAAAUAAUAGUUAAAAGAUUUAAUUUUGAGUUUUUCCUGACUAGGUUUUGGAAUCUAAGGGUGGGGUUAUAUACAUGGUUUGGUUUAUGGUUCGGGGGUUACCACGAAAUUUGCUUAGUGUUUAAGGUUUUAUCAUGGGUUGGUGAGAGUGGACCUGAUACAGUUCACCUGGUCUUUAUCUUCAAUGUGAAGCCUUUUUGUUGUUUCUAUAUAGUUUGCUAAGUGGUGUUGAAUAUUGGGAUCAGCACGGGAAGGAACUUGAAGUAAAUGCAUGGAUCGAGGGGACCAAAUGACAUUACCUGGUUCUGCAUCAUACUAUAUGCAGAGAGGAAUACCUGGUGCUGGAACUCAGCCUGAACUUCACAAUUCACCUAAUAUUCGUCCUUUGUCUAAUCCCAAUCUACCAUUUCAAUCGAGCAUUGGGGGUGGUGGUACCAUUGGAUCCACAUUGCCAUUAGAGUCUUCAGGAAUUUCAUCUCCAUGUGUCAAUGUGAGUGCUCCUUCUGGGACUAUGACUGGGGAAACUGUCAAAAGGAAGAGAGGAAGGCCUAGAAAAUAUGGGCCUGAUGGUGCUGUGUCGUUGGCGUUGACUCCAACUCCAGCUAGUCAUCCUGGAACCUUGUCACAAGGCCAGAAACGGGGCAGAGGCCGCCCGCCUGGCUCUGGAAAGAAACAACAGUUGGCUUCUCUUGGUGAAUUGAUGUCUGGCUCAGCUGGGAUGGGUUUCACUCCUCAUAUCAUCACCAUUGCAGUUGGAGAAGACAUUGCAACGAAAAUCAUGUCAUUUUCUCAGCAGGGACCUAGGGCUAUAUGUAUUAUGUCAGCCAAUGGUGCUGUCUCUACUGUGACACUUCGCCAAUCUUCAACAUCAGGUGGCUCUGUCACAUAUGAGGGGCGUUUUGAGAUAUUGUGCCUGUCAGGCUCUUACUUGGUUGCUGAUAGUGGUGGCCCUCGCAGUCGAACUGGUGGAUUGACUGUUUCCCUUGCAAGUCCGGAUGGCCGUGUCAUUGGUGGAGGAGUUGGUGGAGCCCUUAUUGCUGCAAGUCCUGUUCAGGUGAUACUUGGGAGCUUUAUAUGGGGCGGAUCGAAGACCAAAAUCAAGAAAAAAGAUGGUCCAGAAGUUGUGGAAGCUGCUAUAGAGUCAGAUCAUCAGACAGUUCAUAAUCCAGUUGCAGUGAACAGCAUUUCCCCAAAUCAAAAUCUUACUCCGCCCACAUCUCUAAGUCCUUGGCCUGCAUCGCGAUCAUUGGAUAUGCGCAAUUCCCAUAUUGACAUUGACUUAAUGCGUGGGUGACAAUUUAUUUAGUAGUGAGUAUAUAUCUCAGAUUCAUGGUCACUCAUCUAAUUUACCUGUAGUAGUAAUUACAGCAUGGGAAGUACCGACAGCAGAGUAGAAGCCAGCUGACUUUUGGAAUUUGAUAUAAUUCCUUCUAUCCACCCAUUAUUGACUUUAGGGUUGUACUCCUAUUUUUGUAGCUGUGAGGAAUUUUAAUUUGAAGAUUUCAUGUUCUUGGUUAAAUACAGACUGUUGUUUAUAUCCUAUUUGAAAGAAAUUGACAUUUAGCUAGAUGUUUUGUGUUUUAGGGGCACAGAUUAUGAUAUAAUCUAGUGUGAUUUUUAUCAUUGAACUGUUGUCUCCUGAAAUGCAAUGACAAAGGGUGCAUCAAGAUUCUCUUUUCUUUUGAGAAUGCAUAAUAGGAAGUGUUGCAUGUGUCAA
Cajanus cajan (pigeon pea) is the source of this 1942-nucleotide messenger RNA. Its product is annotated as AT-hook motif nuclear-localized protein 11. NCBI's taxonomy places the organism in Eukaryota, Viridiplantae, Streptophyta, Magnoliopsida, Fabales, Fabaceae. Gene Ontology annotation, molecular function: minor groove of adenine-thymine-rich DNA binding. The record is from RefSeq and is a predicted model, not a curated record.